ACGGUGGGAAGCCAGUGACUAACUGCUUCAGCUAUGGCGUGGCCAAGCACAGGUAUAACUUUACCUUUUAGCUUACCAAGGACAGGAGUUGCCAAUUUGAUUUCUAAUAUCCUGAUAUUCCUGAAAUUGAUCUUUACCAUGUCCAGAAUGGUUCUGAUGCCAUCCAGUCUUUUUGCUGUGGAUAACUAUAUACGUACUUUUUCUAGAUCUAAAGGAAACUACAGUGUGAAGCCAGCCACAUAUCUAAUUAAAUAAUUUGAUUGGGGCUUCAAAAAACGUCUGUUAACCUGUAAAUACUGUGAUCCAAUUUAAAAGCGUUGUUUUCUGACUGUAUGAAUGCCUGAAGCACUUUGACAAGACCAGAACCAUUACAAGGAUCAUUUUUAAAAGUCAUUUGAUACCGUCAUCACAGUCUUCUGAAUAUUUUCACAUGAUUUAUAAUUAAAUACUAUGAAUGAGAUUUUUAUUUUUAGGAAUAUGAAAAAUACGAAGAGUGAAGUCCAGGACUGGGGCAGAGAGUGAGCCAGUGGGAGUAAGGAUAACUGUAUAAAGAGUAUUCAUUCUUUAAAAGUCCUUUUGUAGGGUACAAUGUCUGGAAGAGAAGAUAAAAUACUAACAAAGCUGCUUUGGAGAGUGAGGAAACAGUGGCUCUGCGUUCGUUUCUCUUCUUGUAUCAAGAACAGGGUGUUCUGAAUUCAAGGAUCUGUUACCUUGUUCUGCCCUGAUGUCACUGCAGGAGAGCAGGAUUGGCGACAAUAAGAGUUGUGUCAAAAUGUAUGCCAAAGAUGACUUCCUUGAAGAAACUAAAAGUAAAAAAUGGGAUCAAUUACGCGUGGUUGUGACACAACCAUUUAAUCAGCAAAUGCAGUUUGGAUUGUGUUUUAUACGUGUAUUCAGCUUCUUGGAUGAGGAAACUACUAGUACAAAAAUUGAUCCUGAUUCAUUUUCAAAGUGGGAAAAAAUGAGAAGUCAAAUUAAUACCCCUUUGAGUCCAGUGAGCUCAAAGUUGGCUGGUCAACGCCUAAGUGGUUCAUCUCUGUCUCGUACUGAUAAGAUCCUCCUUCAGACUGGUCAGCAGUGUAGUAAACUACAGGAAAAAGAUGAAAUAACUUCCCAUAAAGGAAAGGAGGAAGUUUUGGAUAAGGAGUUUUUUGAAACAUCCAUACUUAGCUUUAUGGAUUCUCUUAAUCUGCAGGAUAAAAACUUGGACAACAUUCAGUUGAUUGAAGUAAGAGAGAAAAUGGAACAGGUUCAAAAUCGAGAGUUCUCACUUCAGGAAAGACGUAUUUUUGUUACUGUUGUUAAGAAAUAUGUAAUGUCAUUGAAAUACUCAAAAUCCAACAACAUGAAGUCACCUAAGUUUAGCCAAAACAUUAAGACAGAUAUCUGUUCCAAACAGGAGUUAGGGAAACCAAAAGAACUUACUGGUAUUGCAGAGUUGCCACACCACAUCUAUAGUGAUAAGAAAGAGCAGAUUUCAGUGAAAAUGAAAAGUAGAAAUGAUGGAACAGAUUGGCUAAAUACUGAAGGAGAUUAUCCUACAGAAGCCAGAGUGUCAAAAAUUAGCAGUCCUAUUUCUGAAAGUCCUUCAGGGAGAAGAAAUUAUAUUAGUUUGGAAGAUUCUGAUUACACACAUGAAAGUACAGCUUAUACUAGGGAAGUCCACAGUAAAUUAGAAGGUGGCGACAAAUAUUUAAAUGAUGAUUCAAGAGAAAAAUCAGAUUGUGUUAUGCUGCAGAAUACAAAGCAAAAGAGAAUGUUUAAGAGGAGAUCGUUAGAGACUGAUGGCACUAAUAAAAGACUCCAUGCAGCGAACAGUGAUAACCUGAAUAUUACUGACAUCUGUGAAGUUACAGACUUCCAAGAGAAUUGUGAACAGGCCACAGGAGAAAAUUUAAUUCAGUGUCCUGUAUGUAAGGUAUAUUUUGAAGCUGAUGUUAUUGAACAUCACUCCUCAGAAUGUGUCUCCUUUCCUGACAGUAAUGCAACAGAUGAUUAUGUUAAACAGGAAAUGACAUGUCCAGUGUGUUUCAAGACAGUGAGUUCUGCAAUUAUAGACACACAUGCCAACAUGUGUGCAUCAGAAAUGUUUGGAGAUUGAAAAUUAUUGUAAGAAUAUGAUAUAUAAGAGACAAAUGAAGAUCAGAUUUGUUUUUAAUAUUUAAGUGAAUUCAUAGACAUUGAAGUGCUGUUAUAACAAAUGUCAUUGCAUCUGAAGGAUCGGUUGUAUGUAAUAUUUAUAUUUUCUUGUUAUGUAUAAUCAACUUUCAUUAACAUCUCUAUUUUUGCCUGUCUUUA
This is a messenger RNA of Cryptotermes secundus, 2298 nucleotides long. RefSeq lists its product as uncharacterized. Gene Ontology annotation, cellular component: nucleus. The coding region runs from base 725 to 2101 and encodes 458 amino acids. The transcript has 6 exons. Lineage: Eukaryota; Metazoa; Arthropoda; Insecta; Blattodea; Kalotermitidae. Gene Ontology annotation, molecular function: damaged DNA binding. Gene Ontology annotation, biological process: single strand break repair; base-excision repair. The record is from RefSeq and is a predicted model, not a curated record.